CAUCAAGUAAAUUAUCAAUCUCAGACUGUACUUUCUAUGAAUGGACUCUCUGGCUUUCGAGAAGAUUCUGAAGAGUCCUUGAGAACGAGAUCUACUUCUACUACUCACGGUGGACUGCGUUCUAAAAUUCUCCUCAUACAUGAGAAAUCAAAUCAUAUAUUGGAGACAACGAUUUCCAAAGCUAUAUUAGUUUUCCACACUGAAGACUGAGAAUAAAACAAGCAAUUGAUCAUCUCCAGAUCUGCUUGUGCAUUCCGGCUGCUACUAAAUUAAGGCUUUGAAAGGUUUUUCAAAAGUUUCUGCAAUGCGUACAAAUGCAUGCUCAAUAGGCUGUCAGGAGGCAUAUAGACCAUUGUGCUUGUUCGUCAACGCAGGAAGCGUGAGCUCACAAGAAGCAAUCAUUACAAUCACUAAACCAUUUACCUGAAUUACAAACUCUUCCUAAAUCUUUCCUGUUAAGCCUUUUUGCCGUGCCAUGUCUGACGACACAGAACCAAUGGCGGCCUGUGUUAACGACGAGCAAAUUUAACUCGUUAGAUCACAGAUGACGUCUAAAUGUGGUAAGAACAGAGAAAUGUUGACGUCUUCUGUGACGUCUUCUAAACAGACGCAGGGCAACUUGGAAUCUAUUUGUUUUAUAUAAAAAUAGCAAUAAUAAUAAUAAAAAAAGGAAAAAAAAUAUGGUCAUGACUUCGUCUACACGCCCGUCCUCCUAUAGAUCCUAAGUACGAACCAAUCGAAAUGCGAGAAUAAUUCGACAUGUAACAUGAAUAUAAAUUGACUGGCGAGGCAACUCUUUGCCCAACCGUCUCUCUCGCUCUUAACAAAACCCUUCCCCAGUUCGCAAUUUUUCUUGGGCAUUCGAAGUUGUUCGAUCUCCGCACGAAACCAAAGUAUGGAAAUGUAAUGCCGGGAGCAUUUUGGCGAGAUUCUACUGUAACAAUUGGGAACUGGCGGAAUGUUAACUGACGCUUCAGUAUUGACGUUAAUAAGUGCAUUGGUUAUUAAUCGUUUAGAAGGACUAGCAUGUAAUCUUAUUCUGCUAGCUGUACACUCUUGCCCAGGGACGGGGGCUACUCCCUUAUAAAUGGGCUACACAGGUAUGUGCGGCCCCAAAGGGCACGCUUUUGGUCUGAAGAAGGGUAUAGAUUUUGACCGUUUUGGUCUAGAAGAAGGUAUUUUUUUCACUCUUGCUUGGCAUUGCGUACUUUGUUUACUAGGAACUAUUUUUUCCCGCAUCAACAUUGGCAAAGUUGUAGCCCUACUCAAAUGUUUAGGCAAAUGGAAGCUAAUUCUGGUAAUUUGCGGUGAUAUAUUAGAGCUGCGCACUAAUAUUACUGGUCUGAAAUGGGGUUCGCUCAGGUCUGAAAUAGGAUAUGGAAAAUCAUAGAUUUUGGUCUGAAAUAGGGUUCAGGUUUAAAGGUCCGGACCGCACACCCCUACCAAAAACGUUGAGGAGUACACCCCCGGGCACUUUACACACAAAAUACCUUUAAGUAUCCACAGUCAACACAGUCGGUACUAAGGAGACAUGAAGUCUUCAUUUCGUUCAAUGUUCCUUCUUUUGGUGGCUUACCUCUCCCUUACUGCCAAAGCCUUUCUUCCCAGAAUUAAUUUGGCAUCGGGGGAAUCGGAAACGAAAGAUCAUACAUUAAUCACAAGAAACGGACUGCUGAAGACAACAAUACACUUCAUCUGGGACAAUCCGCAUUAUCUCAAGAAUGAGGAACUGACAGACGUUCUUUAUGAUGUCUUACGUGAAUUGUCAGAGAAGCCAAACGCGGCCAAAACUACCAUUGACACUAUCUCUUCGCAGAUCAAAUUCAUCAACGCCAUCAACGAGAUUCAGAGCGCCAAUGUGGAAAUGGACUCCUCUCCAUCGAAUAGUACCGCUGCUGUCCAUUUUGACGGCGAGCAGUUCUUGCAGGGAUCUCAGCGGCUCAUUAGACUGCGCCAACAGCUUAUAACAUUGCUUUUAAAAGGCGAUAAAUUACAACAUGCAAAGAGCUUGGCUGGGAAAGCCUUACACACACUGCAGGAUUUUUACAGCCGCUCCAACUGGAUAGAACUCGGCAAUACAUUGCCGUUUAAUACUCUGGGCCAACCCGGAAGUGUUAUUUGGCAGGAAAUUAUCAUUGCUGGCAGAGCAGAACCAACUUGUAGGGACUGUCUUUCAGAGGAAGAAUCCAAUCUGUCCACUGAUACAUGUGCAAAUAACUUGAUCACGGUAAAACUCACCAGCGGAUAUCGCUCAGGACAAGACAUCAAGAAGCCUGUUCACAUUGGAAAAUGUAGUUAUGGCGGCCAAACGGACGACAGUCGCCUAAAGCCAGCUACCGGUGGAAUUAACAAAGAUUCCUCCUCCAAGCGUGAGUCACCGCAUGCCAGCCUCCAUAAAAUUGCCGCUGACAUAGCCAUCGAAGCUACCAGUGUCUUUCUAGGUGACAUUCGUUCAGCAGUUGGCGACGACAUCUUCGCCAAAUUUCUGAACCUGAAGUCUGAGAAGAGCAUGGCUUUGGUGAUAGAUAUAUCAGGCAGCAUGACUGAUGAACUCAAUGACGUGAAGAACUUGUCCAUCAGCUUUGUUCGUAAAACUUUGAGGAAGAAAGAAGCCACCUUCACUUACAUCCUUUCGCCGUUUAGCGAUCCAAACGUGGGACCUGUAACGGUGACUAGCGACGCAGAAGAAGCAAUCAAAGCAAUUAACAAUUUAACCAUUAAGGGUGGAGGGGAUUGCCCAGAGCUAGGCAUGACGGGUCUUUACCAGGCUCUACUCCACUGCUUACCCGAGAGCAUUAUCUAUUACUUCUCCGAUGCUGACGUAAAAGACGAGUGGAGAAAAAUUGAAGUCGACUCGCUAGCCAAGGAAAAGAAAGUCAAGAUCAACUUCAUUCUGACUGGUCAAUGUAGCCGUCGACGCAGACGCGAUUUGUUGCAAAGCCGCACCCAGCGUUCAUCAGUGGCUCACCGGGCUAGGAGAACUGCCCAAGGUCAAGCGUUGUACCAGGACCUCGCUACCCAAACAGGAGGACAAGUACUGGAAACUAGUAAGGCUGCAGUAGCUGAUGUUGUCAAGGUUAUCGAUCCUGUAGGUUUCUCAAACUCCUCUGCAGAUUUGAAAGAAGUUGGAUUGCUAAACGUUGAGGAAUUUCGAGAGCAGUACUUUAGUGGUGACAUAUACUUUGUAAAUGUCGACAACACGCUGGAGAGUUUGGUCCUCAUACUCACGGCAGCAAGUUCACUUGGAUUGCAGAUCACGAGCGUUCAAGGAAGCUCAAACAUGCACGAAAACGUAAUAAGCAGUUCCAGUAAACUUCUCAUAAAAGAAGUUACUAACUUGGUCAGCGGCUCCCUGAAACUGACAGUUUCUUGUAAUGGUCCGUACACUCUACAAGUUACUGGGUCCAGUCCUAUCGACUUUACGUACCAACUUUUGGACGUGGAGGACAUGGAACGAGGGACAACAAGGCGGGUUGUUGGAAAUCCCUUGAGAGGACAAAUGCUGUUGCUCACGUUGAACUUCGUUGGCCAAGACAUUGACGCUGUUAGCAAUUUGACUCUUGUUGGUGUUGAUGGAACAGAUCUCGAAACCUUUAACAUAACUCAAGGAGAAGGGUUUUACCAAGAUUCCUAUUACGUCACGUUUAUUCCAUCUCCAGACAGAUUCCGACUCAAAGUUACAGGAUUUGACAAGAGUGGAGCUCGCUUUCAACGCGUUAAACCAACUUUAUUCACACUUGGCGAUGUAAAGCUCGAUAGCCGCAACAAUUCAAACGCCAUCUUCCCAGGAGAAACUUUGGAGUUGGAAAUCAAAGUUGAAAACUCUGGGGAUACGCAGACAUUAUAUUUCAAAGCAUCGGAUGAUCUGAAUUACUUUAAGAGCAUAAGUCCGGACCGAAGCACCUUGGGAAAGAAUGACACGCUUACUCUUCGGGUGACCCUGCUUGCUCCCAGUCACGCAACUUAUGGCGUGACAAGCACCGUUACGGUAUUCGCAUCUCAGAAUUCUGACCACACCCAAGUUGUUACUUUCAUGGUUUUGUUUGUUACUGUUGCCUCAAAGGACUCAGAUCUCUCUCCACCAUUGUGUAUCGUGACAAACCAGACUGGAUCAUGCGCAGGAGUGUACGGUAGACCGGAGUGCGUGUCAAGCAUGUGGUUUGCACAUGUCUCGUUCACUGACACCGGAGAAGGACUUUUGUCAAUUACUUCACGAGAAAAUCGUAAUGGAACUCUCAUAGGUAUGUAGAAACACUUUCUGGCGGCGAGUGGCAUGAAGACGAAGGGGUCUGAAGUUACCGCCUCCUGCACCUGGUUUUCGCCCCUUCCUUCGUGGAUAUUCUUGCUUCUUCUAUUCCAAAAUAUUACGCAAUGUGUCAAUCUUUCCCUCUUUUUCACAGUUCCAGCCAUCUUGGGAACCGCCUUCGGUCCGCUCUUACUCCGCCUCCCGCAGACUUCCCGUCUUUCUUCACUCUCUGCGAUUCUCACCACUAGCUUUACAGCGUUUGUAUCGAUUCUUGUUAUUUCGUCGCUCUCUGACGUAGAAUUUAAAGAUUGUAUCUGUUAUAAGAUAAAUAGUGAGAGAACCUUUAAGUGAUGACCUGAACUGUUCUCUAUUGCUUGCCUCUGUUAAUAUUCUAUCUGUUCUUGUGUUUC
This is a messenger RNA of Orbicella faveolata, 4656 nucleotides long. RefSeq names its product von Willebrand factor A domain-containing protein 7-like. The record is from RefSeq and is a predicted model, not a curated record. Lineage: Eukaryota; Metazoa; Cnidaria; Anthozoa; Scleractinia; Merulinidae.